Molecule: messenger RNA, 2441 nt
Organism: Larimichthys crocea (large yellow croaker)
Lineage: Eukaryota; Metazoa; Chordata; Actinopteri; Sciaenidae
Gene: mmd2a
Product: monocyte to macrophage differentiation-associated 2a
Exons: 7
Coding region: 301-1020 (239 amino acids)
Cellular component (GO): membrane
Molecular function (GO): pore-forming activity
Source: RefSeq, a predicted model, not a curated record
UCCUGCAAACACAUCUGAGAGAAGCUUGGAACAAAAACUCUGUGCGGGUUGCCCCGGCGCACGUCGCCUCGUGCUGCUGUCUUUGCAUAAAAGUCGUCCAGUUGUUGUUGUUGUUGUUGUUGUGUAGUAGCAGUAUCGUUGUUGACUCUGCAGGUCGCUGCCCCCUCCUCGUUGGACUUAUGUGUUUAUGUUUGGACACGGUGGUGGGACAUCCGGAAUGGGGCAUCCAUAGGAGGAGGACGACGCUGUUGGUAAAUAGAGUUCGAGCGCACGCAAGGCGCGCGUGAGAGCCUGCACGAGAUGGACUUUAAGAAGACGAAGUUUGGAAGGUUCAUGAACUGCAGGGUGCCGGCCAGUAAGAGAUACCAGCCCACUGAAUAUGAACAUGCUGCAAACUGUGCCACACAUGGGUUGUGGAUCCUUCCCAGUCUGCUGGGCGGGUCUGUGCUCUACUUCCAGUCUGUGGACCAAUGGCAUCGCAUGGCCGCCUGGCUCUAUGGGGGUGGUCUCACCGGCUUGUUCGUCACCUCGACACUCUUCCACACAGUUGCCUGGAAAAUCAGCCACCUCCGGAAGGUGGAGCAGCGUUUCCACAUGUGUGACAGAAUAGCCAUCUACUUCUUCAUCGCUGCCUCGUACUCUCCCUGGUUGAUGCUGAGAGAACUCGGGCCCUGGUCGUGCCACAUGCGCUGGCUGAUAUGGGUCAUGGCCUGUGUAGGAUCCAUGUAUGUCUUCUUUUUCCAUGAGAGGUACAAGCUGCUGGAGCUGCUGGGAUACGUAGCCAUGGGGGUUGUUCCUGCUUUGGUCAUCCUGUCUAUGGUGGAGCGUGCAGGUGUGUGUGAGCUGGCAGUGGGCGGUGUCUUCUACGUGGUGGGCGUAGUCUUCUUCAAAAGCGACGGCCUUGUCCCUUUCGCUCACGCCAUCUGGCAUCUUUUCGUGGCAGCAGGAGCGUCUGUUCAUUAUUACGCCAUCUGGAGGUACCUGUACUUACCCGGGCCGCUGCUGCACACGUCCAGGUGACUAACCGCUCCCACCUGAGAUCAUGUGUUUUCCACGUCACAUGACUGACUAUGAGGGGAGAUGAUGCUGAUGAUGACGUGUCAUUUUCUUCAUCUGAUCUCCCUCUGACAGAUCUGAGACUGUGAUGUAACUCCACCCUCUCCAUACGUGCCAAACUUUACCACACAGGCAUUCCUUUACAUCGGUGCUAACCCUCCCUCCUCUAACCUGUGUAUCACAGUUUUGUCAUUUUAUUCAAGUUUUGUCCAUUUUUGCACAGCGGCAAAACAUGAAAAUACAGAGUAGAGUUGGCACUACAACAGACAAACAUUUCACUGAAAGAAACUUCAUGUUAUUGUAUUUUCUCCUGAGAGUAUUUGAGCUAAAAAAAAACAUCUUCUCAGCCACUGGUGACACAAUGAUACAGUCACUCAGAGGACCGACGGGAAGUUGACCCUCUUUUUGUCAAGAUGAUUUAUAUUCGCCAUGUGAUUUACAAAGUUAAAAAGUCUGAUCAUAGAGCUAAUGUAUCACUAACUCUAUUCUCUGCGUCAAAUGUUAAAUUCACAAAGAAUGUCAAGGCUAUUUGAUUAUCUUGUUUUAGAGGACGAUGAUUGCCAGUUAUGUUUUGUUUAAGUGAUGCACUCUCAGGGUACAUUCAGACGGGCGCUGCGGCGUAAAUGCAGGUUUUUCCAAAUCAUUUGAGUGGGAUCAACUGCAGUAAACACAGCGGAAAACUGAGCCGGAUCCAACUUUUGAAAUAAACGCAGCCCAACGUCAUACUGCGGACACCGAUCAGACGCUCAGAUCAGUCAAACCUCCACAGAAAUGUCUCUGAAACUUGGACUAUCCAGCUGGAUUCAUGGACUAAACUCUGAUAGUCUACCUGUUGUGCUCUGGCUUUGUUUAUCUCAUGUACCCAGCUUCUAAAUCUGAGUCUGACUCUCAAUUUAUGCUGCAAAAUAGCGACACAAGUUUAAUUUGGUUUGUGAGAGCGAGUGGUUGAGCGACGUAGACAGUGAAUGAGAGUGAGCGAGCACAAACAUCGAUAAAGACGGUUAAUCAGCAAAAUAAAAAGUUAUUUCCUGAUCGUUUCACAGCGGUUACGUUCAGCACAAACAGACACAGUGUCAGAUAAUCUCUGCGGCGUCCGAUCCAGUCUGAAUGCACCUUAAUCCCCGAGCACUUUUCCAUCAGCAGCAGUGUUGAAUGAAUUUCCUAAAAUCGUCUGAAUAUGGCAGAAUUAACACACGGGCAUGUUAUACAUGUAAAUUAUAUAUAUAUGUGCAGAUUUUUAUACUUCUUUGAACACUGUGUAGAUCACACCUGCAGGUUUUCUUCAGUAGUUUAACUGUUUCUGUUACUCAGGAAGUGUUUUUUAAAAAUCAGAUGAUCUAUUUUGUACAAAAUUUUUAUUUUCACUGUAUUAAAGACAGACACUA